Messenger RNA from Paralichthys olivaceus (Japanese flounder), 504 nucleotides. The record is from RefSeq and is a predicted model, not a curated record. NCBI's taxonomy places the organism in Eukaryota, Metazoa, Chordata, Actinopteri, Pleuronectiformes, Paralichthyidae.
AUGGCACCUGUCCCGCUCCGCGCAGCUUGCUCCAACCCUCACCCGCGCUUCGCCCGUGCUGCGCCGCUGCAAUCCAGUAGAGAGCCUUCAGCCAGCGGAGCGCUGGGCCCGACCCUGGGCCUCUGGAAGUCCAGCUCCCUGGAGAGCCUCCAGACGGCCGUGUCGGAGGCCAAGCAGAGCCACGGCCAAGCCCAGGUUCCCUUUCAUCGGCCUCGGCCGCACAUGGUGCGGGGGCGGAACUGCAACCAGAGCUUCCGCAUCGCCAUCGACAAGUCCUACGAUGGACCCUCCGAGGAUGAUGACGACCUGUCCGAGCAGAGCUCCGGUCACGAAACGCCCGCCAGCAGCUCCUCUCGCCAGGGCCUGGACGCUGAGGACGACACAAAGAAGCAAACCAAAGGGAAGAAGAAAGAGAAGAAGAGCAAGGGGAGGAAGAAAGCAGAAAAUACUGCGGAGGAUCCGGAUAAGAAGACCAAAAAGAAAGGAUUUGGCCUUUUAAGGUAG